This is a messenger RNA of Hydractinia symbiolongicarpus, 1191 nucleotides long. Its product is annotated as D-aspartate oxidase-like. The transcript has a single exon. Bases 89 to 1078 code for a protein of 329 amino acids. The record is from RefSeq and is a predicted model, not a curated record. Gene Ontology annotation, molecular function: FAD binding; D-amino-acid oxidase activity. Lineage: Eukaryota; Metazoa; Cnidaria; Hydrozoa; Anthoathecata; Hydractiniidae.
GCUCGUUACAUGAACACAAUGUUAACAAACCUUUUCAUAGUACUGUAUUAAUGCAAUCAGAAUAAUUCACUUAUGUAGUGCAUGCAUAAUGAAAGUUGCAGUUAUUGGAGCUGGUAUUAAUGGUUUAUCUUCAGCAUACAUUAUAAAAAAAGAGCAUCCAGAAGUUGAUGUGACUGUUUUUGCAGAUAAAUUCACGCCAAACACGACAAGUGACGGAGCUGCUGGUUAUCUUGUGCCAUUGGAUGAUCAUGGCACUCCUCGUGAAACUAUAAAUACUUUAGCAAGAUCCACCUUUCAGCACAUUAACAAAUUACUAGCAUCUUUUGAUUUGUCUGCAACAAUUGGACUCUCAACUGUUCACGGUUACCUUUUGUUUGAACAGGAAGUCCAUGAAUUACCAGAUUGGGCUGAUGUUGUAUAUAAUUAUCAUGUUGUGAAAAAAGAGGAGCUAUAUAGGUUCCCUGCAGCAGUUAAAAGUGCCCAUAGUUUUUCUACAGUCUGUAUAGAGUCAGCAAAAUAUAUUCCAUGGUUAAUGAAAGAAUUUAUGAAGCUUGGUGGGAGACUUGUAAACAAAAAUGUUAAUAAAAUUCUUGAGUUAUUUCAUAAUCAUGACAUUAUUGUUAACUGUGCAGGCCUUGGCGCUAAACAGUUAGCAGAUGAUGACGAGGUAUUUCCAAUCCGUGGGCAAGUAGCACUUGUUAAAGCUCCUUGGAUAAAAGAGUUUUAUUGUUAUUAUGAGGCGGAUGCAUGCAGGUUAAUUCUACCAACUCAGGAAUUCGUGGUGCUAGGUGGAACAUUUGGUGAAAAUGACUAUAAUACUCUUAUUGAUCUCUGUGAUAAAGAAAAAAUAAUGAAAAGUACUCAAGAGAUAAUACCAAGCUUAAAACAUGCGGAGUUUGUAAGAGAUUGGGUAGGUUUACGUCCUGGUCGGAAGGGAAUUCGAUUAGAAGUGCAAGAAUGUAACAACGGAAAGAAAAUUAUUCAUAAUUAUGGACAUACAGCCAGUGGCAUAACUUUGCAUUGGGGGUGUGCUGAAGUAGUCCUUACAUUAUUUGAAAAGAUUCUGAAAGAAUCUUAGUACAGAUUUUUUUACAAAUAUGUACCUUAACUGGUGUAAUUUUUGCUUGGCGCUUAAAAGCUUUGUCAACUUUGGAUUUACAUCAACCAACACAAAUUAUUUACGAUAUUUAA